AUGCGUCCUAGGAGUCGUCAAGAUUUUACCGUCGCGAUUGUCUGCGCUCUUUCUUUCGAGGCUGACGCUGUCGAAGCCCUUUUCGAUGAAACCUACGAUCGGCUGGGAAGAUACUAUGGCAAACAACAAGGCGACGCGAAUGCGUACAUCAAUGGAAGGAUUGGCAAUCACAAUGUGGUCUUGUGCUACUUGUCAGGAAUCGGAAAAGUAAGUGCAGCAAGUGCAGCCUCAAGGUUACAAGUUAGCUACACGAGAAUUGAGCUUGCUUUAGUUGUUGGUGUUUGUGGGGGCGCCCCAUCCAGCCAUCAAGAUAUAUUCCUAGGCGAUGCUAUCAUCAGUGACUCUGUGAUAGCAUAUGAUUUUGGCAGGCAAUACCCUGGUGGCUUCCAACGGAAGCCUGGAGUCAAGGACAUACUCGGCAGGCCGAAUCGAGAAAUUCGGACUCUUCUGAAUGGCCUGAGGGCUGCUAAUGCCCUCAGUGAACUCCAAAACCAGAUGCAAGAAUAUCUUGAGACGCUUCAGCAAAAAGAAACUAAGUGGUGCCAUCCACAAAUCAACGAUAAUCUUUUCCAGGCUUCCUAUCUUCACAAACAUUAUGCACGUGCGUCUGAUAUUCAAUGCGGCUGUUCUGAGAGUGACGUACCUGAGGAGAUCUGUGACAGCGCACUAGAGGAAACCUGCGAUGAUCUUGGUUGUGACAAAGGCCAAGUGAUACGGUGUCGAGAAUUUGAGGAAGCUGCAAAAGCCUCUAUAUGUAUUGGCACAGUCGCUUCAGCCGACAGAGUGAUGAAACCCGGACCGCACCGUGAUGCAAUUGUUAGAAAGGAGAAAGUUAUAGGUUUUGAAACGGCAGGGGCAGGAGUGUGGGACAAUAUCUCGUGUAUCAUCAUUAAAGGAGUGUGUGACUAUGCGGACAGCCAUAAGAAUAAAUUAUGGCAGGAAUAUGCUGCCGCGACUGGAGCCUCUGCGGCAAAAGCUUUCUUAGAGUACUGGCCUCGGAAAAAAGAAGACACACCCAAGACGGUUCACUUCGUGGUCCCGUUUGCGAGAAAUCACCGCUUUGUCGGCCGGCAGGAGGAAAUUGACAGGUUAGAAGAAUUAAUCUCAACACCCGACGGGCCAAAGAAAAUUGCCAUUACGGGAUUGGGAGGGGUUGGUAAGACCCAGGUAGCUCUCGAACUAGCUUACCGUAUGCAAGACAGAGAGGAUGAGUGCUCAAUCUUUUGGAUCCCUUGUACCAGCUAUGAGGCUGUUGAACAGGCCUGCAUGGCCAUUGCACAAACGAUCGGGAUCCAAGCUGUGAAUCCGGCAGAGGUAAAAGAGCAUCUCAAGGCUCACUUUAGCCAAAGGAACGGGAAAUGGCUUCUGAUCUUCGAUAAUGCAGAUGACAUGGACAUGUGGAUGAAAGGCAGCAAGACAUCCUCCGCAUUAAAGGACUUCCUUCCUUGUAAUAACAACGGUCAUACUAUCUUUACUACUCGCAAUCGGAAGGUAGCCGUGAGAAUUUCAUCGUCUCAUGAGAUACAUGUUCCCAAAUUCAACGAAGAAACUGGAGUGGACUUUCUGGGAAAUGAGGAUUUUGGUGAUGAUGAACGCUAUAAGGAAAUCCAGAACCCAGUGAUCAAGACAUGGCUAACCUCAUUCUAUCAAAUUCAGAAGCUUGACGGACUUGCUUUUGAAUAUCUGUCGCUUAUGGCUUGUCUUGAUCCGCGCAAUAGUAUCCCGGAGUCCUUCCUUCCACGGCCGGCGUCAAAAAAGAAAAUGACUGAAGCUCUUGGGCUUCUAAAGGCCUACUCUUUCAUUGCUAUCCAACCCGGGAAUGGCUCUAUAACAUUACAUCGUCUGGUACAUCUGGCAACUCGAGCCUGGAUGAAAAACGAGAAACAAUAUGUAUUCUACAUAACAAAAGCAGCAGACCGAUUGAAUGAGGCCUUCCCUGGUAAUGACCAUACCAACCGACAACUUUGCCGAGAAUACCUGCCCCACGCUCUCUUCCUACUGAGUGAUAAUCAAUUCAAAAAACAACAAGAUAUGUAUAUUGACUUAAUACGGGGCGUGGGGUCCUGCUUAAGUAGUGAUGGGAGAUACAAUGAAGCGGAAAAGCUGUUGUCGCAGAUGAUGGAAACUCAGAAACAGGAGCUAGGGCCAGAGCAUCCUGACACUUUGGCCAGUAUGGCCAACCUUCCAUUAUCCUCCUGGAAACGAGGGCAAUGGAAGGAAGCAAAAAAGCUGUUUUCAAAGAUCAUGAAUAUCCGGAAACAAGAGCUACGGCCAGAGCAUUCUGAUACCCUGGCCAGUAUACACAACCUGCAUCAAGAUACCAAAACUAAGGACAAUGGAAGGAGGCAGAAGAGCUGGUGCAUGCACUACCUUGCAUAUACAUGGAAAUCCCUUGGAAAUAUUCAGCCCGCCUUGGAUCUAGUUAAUAAAUGUGUAGAGCUCCGCAACGAAGUCUUAGGCUCGAACUAUCCAGACUUUAUGUCUUCCUACAACGCCCUGAAGAACUGGGAAGCAGAAGUGAACUCCUCAUCAGCAAAAAACACAACAAAAUCCUCCUGCGAUCCUAUCCUUCUCGCACGAGGGUAUCUUGGUACAGGAAAGAAACGUCUCACUCUCAUCGCGCUAGCUUCGAUAUUGAUCUCGCUGAACUGUCCACGUUAUCUUUACAGCUCCAAGCCCAUUAUUAUGCUGCGGAUGCCAUUUUCGAGUCUAUAG
This is a messenger RNA of Aspergillus nomiae NRRL 13137, 2715 nucleotides long. RefSeq lists its product as uncharacterized. Gene Ontology annotation, molecular function: ADP binding; protein binding; ATP hydrolysis activity. Gene Ontology annotation, biological process: nucleoside metabolic process. The coding region runs from base 1 to 2715 and encodes 904 amino acids. The record is from RefSeq and is a predicted model, not a curated record. NCBI's taxonomy places the organism in Eukaryota, Fungi, Ascomycota, Eurotiomycetes, Eurotiales, Aspergillaceae. The transcript is spliced from 4 exons.